AUGUUUUUCACAAGUGAAUAUAAAAGUCGACAGUUGGUCACUUCCGUUUGGCCACUGUUCUUUCUUGCUUUAAUGGUCCAUCCAAUUUAUUCUGAAGAAAUAUUUCAAUCUCGAAUAGUAUACUAUCCUAUUGGUACUCAAUAUUCUCCAGUCAAUCAAGCAGCACAAUUACUUUCGACAAUCAUCACAAAUUCAUUGAAGGCAUGUGCUAUUGCAUGUAAUCAAAAUGUUUUAUGCCGAAUUAUUGAGUAUGAUAUAUCUGCAUCAGAACAAUGUCGAUUGUUUGAAGGUGAUAUAGAUACAACGGGAAGUAUUAUCACAUUACCAUCACAGUCAAGAGUUGGUGUUGUUCAAAUAUCAGCGAGUUUGUUUUCACAACAUGGUUUUUCAUGUGGUACUAGUUGUCAAGAAAAUCGCUAUCUUACAUGUCAAAAUGAUUCAACAUGCCAAUGCAUGCCACAUACUUAUUGGAAUAAAACAGCAUCGAUAUGCAUGUCACAAUCAUCUCUACUUGGUGCACCAUGUCAACAAAAUAUGAGCAUGUGUCGAGAAGAUCUCGGUUAUAGCUGUUUGCCAACCAAUCUGUGUGGAUAUGCCACGAUCGAAACUACUACAUCAAUUGUUUCUACAAAUCUAGUUACAAGUAUGAGAAGCUCAACAAUGGUCGUAACCACGGAAUCUAAUACAAAUGCAGCAUAUGAAAUAACAAGUACUUCUCCAAGUAUUUCGAUUCAAACGAGUGCAUCUACAACCUUAGCAAAUCAUGUGACAACUGAUGUUAGCUUAGCAUCACCUACCACAAAACAAUCAACUGAAAUCUCGACAGAUACAAUAACAAGUACCUCUUCAACUGCUGAAUUUCGGAUCGGUAUCACAGUUGCUGGUUAUGACAAUAUGUCGGCUGGCGAUGAUGCUCUAGGACUAAGUGCACCACGUGGUAUAUAUGUUUCACCACUCAAUGAAACUCUUUACGUCUGUGAUUCGAAUAACUUUCGAGUGCAACGCUUUCACUUCGGUAGUCGUCUAGGAGUUACCGUAGCUGGAGGGUUCGGCACUCCACAGCGCAAUAUUAUAAUGAACAGAAUAUGGAACGUUUAUGUCGACAAUACUCAAAAUGUCUAUGUUGCUGAUCGUAAUCUUAAUCGUGCGACACGUUGGCCACCGAACAUUACUGUAAAUGUCACACAAGGUGCCAUCAUAUCCAGAGGUGUUGGUCUUUGGGGAAUAGCUUUCGAUCAGCAUGGUAACCUGUAUACUGCGUUAUUUGAUACGCAUGUUAUUGUCCUAAAUAAUGUUACAAUUAUCGGUGGUCAAUACAAUAUCAGCGGUAACUCAUCAACCAAGUUAAAUAAUCCACGAGGCAUCUUCUUCGACAACAAUUCUUCUUUAUUAUUUGUAUGUGAUAGUGCAAACCAUCGCAUUCAAAGAUUUCGAGUGAAUAGCACCGUAGGUGUGACAGUGGCUGGAGGAAACGGUCCGGGUUCAGACCCAAAUCAAUUAAAUUAUCCGAAUGCUAUUUGGGUAUCAUCCAAGACAGGAUUUAUGUACAUCGCUGACUCAAAUAACAAUAGGAUUCAGCGAUGGAAGAUAAACGAUACUCAGGCAGUUACAGUCGCUGGGACGGGAAUAGCAGGAAAUCUUUCUACCAUGUUUAAUUCACCUGUUGGAGUGGCACUUAACGCUAACGAAACCUUUCUUUAUGUUGCUGAUUCAAAUAAUAAUAGAGUACAAUGUUUCGACCUUACUGUGUAA
Adineta steineri is the source of this 1752-nucleotide messenger RNA. The record is from the annotation of a GenBank genome assembly. NCBI's taxonomy places the organism in Eukaryota, Metazoa, Rotifera, Eurotatoria, Adinetida, Adinetidae.